UUCGGAGCUUACCAUAUAUAUAUAUAUGGGUCGGAUCCUUAAGAUGGUCAAGGAUAUAAAUUUAUAUAGAAAAGGAGGCUAUUGUCAUCGGUUCUGCUUUGUUACACAUCGCACGGUAUCAAGUUGUAAUGGUAACGCCAUGUCGUAAUAGAUAGGCAAGCAUUGUUUCUCGUAAGAUUGGCUAUUGAAAGUGGCCAUGCAGAGGCUUCGUCUUGGGAAUAUGUCCAGCCUCUGACUCUCUGCUGCCCAGUCCAUCUCCUCCCUCUCUCUCUCUCUCUCUCUCGCUCUCGCUCUCGCGAACGCACAUAACGAGUUUGGAGAGGGGUUUUGGGCUGUCUCUCCUAAUGGAACUUGAAUUAGUGAAGGAGGGGUUGAAUUUUACCCACCGGAGAAAAAAAUGGCUUUUGAUUCUUGGGGCUCUUGGCGUUUCCGGUUACGGUGUUUAUCGUGUUUAUCAUUUGCCCUCUGUGGCUAGGAAGAGAAAAAGGCUGAUGAAGCUUUUUGGAGCCCUAAUUUCUAUCGCCGAACUGGUCUCCGAUUCGGCAGACACGAUCGGAAUCAUCUCCAAGGACUUGAAGGAGUUUCUACGUUCCGAUUCGGAUGAAAUGCCCAAGAGUUUGAUUCAAAUUUCAAAAAUUGCCAGGUCGAAGGAGUUCUCCGAAUCGUUGACCAGGUUAAGCGAGGCGUUUACUAUUGGGAUUUUGCGCGGUUAUAAGUCGGAGGCCAGAAACGAGAUUGAAUUGGCAACGGGUUCUUCGAGUCCGAGCUUUCCUGAUAGGGUCAUGGAGAAAAUUUUCUCUACGGCCGGGACUGGUUUUGUUUCGGUAGUGGCUGGAAGCUUUGCCAGAAACUUGGUUCUGGGUUUUUACUCCAAUGGGCAAUCAAUCAACCGGCCGAGUGGAUCUAAUUCAACGGAUACGCCUACAUGGUUGAAUGUGGUUUGCAAUGAUAAAUCCAAGGAGCUAAUAGCAGAUUGCAUUCGGGCUUUUGUAAGCACUGCAGUUGCGGUUUAUCUUGACAAAACGAUGGAUAUCAAUUUCUACGACGAGAUAUUCGAAGGAUUGACCAAUCCCCUUCACCGAAACAAAGUGAAAGACAUUUUGGUAUCUGUCUGUAAUGGGGCUGUGGAAACACUUGUGAGAACAUCUCAUCAAGUACUGACAAAUGCGAAUUCGAGCUCAAACACAAAUCCAGCAAAUUCUUCUUACUCGGUGUUUGAUCAGAGUGAGAGGGAAGGUCCAAGUGGAGCUAGAGAGGAGGAAUGUUUUGUGACGAAAGCAUCUUCAAAGCAUAUAAAAGAGGGAAGCUCAUUUCAUGAUAUUCAGAACAGUGGGUGGGUUGGUAAAGUUUCAUCAACAUUAGCAGUGCCAAGUAAUAGGAAGUUUGUGUUUGAUGUAACUGGGAGGGUGACAUUUGAAACAAUUCGAUCGCUUGUGGAGUUUAUGUUGUGGAAGCUGUUAGAUGGUUUGAAAAGAAGUGUUAAUGUAGUUCGUGAAGAGGUUGUGGACAGGGGAUUGGAAGUGAUAAGAUAUUUUGGUGCAAAGUCUUCUGUUAUUGUUACCAUAUGUCUUGCUUUGUAUUUGCAUGUCUUGGGUGGUGCCAGAGUUGUCUUGCCUGCUUGAUUCAAUGGAAGGAAGCCCCUGUUUUGAUACCGAGGAAGAUUUUGCUCAUUCAGAUUUGGGAAGGUUUGCCAUGUAUGUCCCUUCUCGUAAUUUUUCCCUCUUAUAGAAUAGAAUGAUUUUAUAAACGGUUUGUGAUUGUUUCA
Ziziphus jujuba (common jujube) is the source of this 1765-nucleotide messenger RNA. RefSeq names its product protein PHLOEM PROTEIN 2-LIKE A10. NCBI's taxonomy places the organism in Eukaryota, Viridiplantae, Streptophyta, Magnoliopsida, Rosales, Rhamnaceae. Bases 345 to 1622 code for a protein of 425 amino acids. The record is from RefSeq and is a predicted model, not a curated record. The transcript has 2 exons.